Messenger RNA from Klebsormidium nitens, 1675 nucleotides. The record is from the annotation of a GenBank genome assembly. Lineage: Eukaryota; Viridiplantae; Streptophyta; Klebsormidiophyceae; Klebsormidiales; Klebsormidiaceae.
CGGAGUGAUGACGAUCCCUGGUCUGCAUGCGUACGUUUUGGAGAGCGGAGCACAGAAGAGAAGGCGCGCUGAAUUCCUGACGCCAGCUCCAUCCGUGGAUGCUUUAGCCCCACCUUGUCACCGACUUGAUUCCCAUGCAUGACGAAUUGUCACGAUUCACGAGGCAAAGCUACCUACUAUACGAGCUAGAGUUACGGUAGUUGCGAGUUGCAGAGCUAGUGUCUGGAAUCAGGCGGAGUGCUAAUUGUCAGACCAGUAAUCUUGAAGCCGCCAGCUCUAAGACGAAGAGUUGCGCAACGAAGUGAGACGAAGCUCAUCUUUGGAACCUAGAGCUGAAGGUUAAGACUUUGCAGCAGCGAAGCGAUCCUCGUUGUUUGAUUCAAAAAGUUUGUCCAUAAUGGCGCCCGAACCAGUCGGAAGCAUUGCGUCCAGGGAGAACUUCAAGGAGAAGAAGGUCGCUGUAGUGGGUGGCGACUCCCUGCUGGGCCAGGCGAUUGCUGAGGAGUUCCGCUUGGCGGGAGGGAAAGUUUGCGCCAUCGGUACAGAGGAGGCCUCGUGCGAUGUGAUCAUCAAAGACUACAUGGACCUGGAGGAUACCAAGGACGGCUGCAAGCAGGCUCUCGAAGUGCUCGGCGGUCAGAUCGACGUCCUGGUGAAUGCCGCGGGCGGCAUCUCACAGGGCAUGGGGUACUCUGAGAUGCCCAAGAUCGCGCAGCAGAACUUGAUCUCCGCACAGAUGUGCUCAGAACUGCUUGCGCCCGAGCUAGCAAAGUCGGAGAUUGGGAACAUCGUGAACGUCGGCGGCGCACUGGGCAGCAAGCUCAAGAUGCCGGGCGCCCUUCUCGAUUAUGGCGUCGCAAAGUGCGGCGUCGCCACACUGACCAGGAACCACGCGCUCCAGUUCGCGCCCAAAGUCCGCUGCAAUGUGGUCCUCUUCGGGCCCUUUGAGGGCGACCCGGUCUUGGCCCAGUUGGCCGGACACGACAAGUCAAAGGAGAAGGCGCUUAUGGAGACGGCGGCCAACGGGACGCUCUUGAAGCGCUUGGGCACCCCACAGGAGAUCGCCGCCGCCGUCUUUUACAUCGCAACACAGGAGGGCGCCACCGGAACGGAGAUCGUGCUGGACGGCGGCGCGUGCCUGACCCACUGGGUGAACCACCCAAUGGAGGGACUGGUCGGUGUGAUGCCCGAAAAGCUGCCCAUGGGACUGCUGGAGAAUAACGGUAACAAGAAGCGCAAAGCCGGGGCGUAGGGACGUUGACCGGUAACGGAAUGGUGUGGCGACGGAACGAGAGGAACGCGGAGUGGAAUGGAAAAUGGAAGCCAGGGAGUCUUGAUAAAGUCAAAAGGAGAGUGGAAUAACUGGAAGGAGUCGAGAAGUAGGAGACAAAAGAAAGCUGAAGGGUCAAGCCUGCGACGGUUCAUAGCAAUUUUGUUGUGCUCUGAUAAGCGAGAUGGGAUGGGACCGUCAUGACAGGCCCUGUCGAGGGUCAAGGACAAAAUUAAAUUUUGGCCACUUUUUGUGAAGUACGUCCGCAUGUUCCAUGAGUCAACUCGUCGAUUGACCUUGGUAACAUGCAUGUACCCAAUCGCAUGCGCUACGAGAACAACGUCUAGGCCUCCGACACAGAUCAGAUCUAAUACUGCUUUAUUACAUCAUGUGAAUUGCUUCGCU